Molecule: messenger RNA, 4358 nt
Organism: Paralichthys olivaceus (Japanese flounder)
Lineage: Eukaryota; Metazoa; Chordata; Actinopteri; Pleuronectiformes; Paralichthyidae
Gene: kcng2
Product: potassium voltage-gated channel, subfamily G, member 2
Biological process (GO): protein homooligomerization; potassium ion transmembrane transport
Cellular component (GO): voltage-gated potassium channel complex; membrane
Molecular function (GO): voltage-gated potassium channel activity
Source: RefSeq, a predicted model, not a curated record
GCUGCGACCACAAGUGAGCUGGAGACCGAUCCUUCCACCUGCCACACACACACACACGCACACACUCCUCUGCAACGUCUGCCACGUCGCCUCUGAUGGAGAGAGUGAGAAUGUGACGGAGUCUUUGUGGACGCGGAGGAAACAUUUCCACCUCUUUUUGCGUCUCCCGUGGAGCGAUUGGUCGCGUCGGGGCGCGACUUUGCGAAACCUCGCAACUCAACUGUGCCACACGUGAGUCUCUGCAAUCGGAGAAAGUGGUUGUUGUUGUUGAAGGCUACGACACAAUGUCCCGGAACAACUGCGUGGAAAACUUGAAGGCAUGGUGCGCGCCGAGCGCUGCAAGCUGAGACAGAUGGACACGAGCGCGACAACUCACAGGAGACGUGCAGUGCUGCUGAAUGGGUGACGAGCUCCCAGUCACCUUGCCUACCCUCUGAAGCCCCCCUCCUAUUGCAACUUACAGGACAGGUUCCCCCAUCAGAGUAGCAGGGAUGUACCAGGAGGUGGCCUUCCUGGCAGGCAGCACUGAGCACCAGUUCACCACCUUCCGCUACAAACAUGUAGAGAACCCACAGGAGGUCACCGCCAAGAAGGGGGUGUUCUACAAGCGAGCCCAGCUCCUGCUCCACCCUCAGCCCCACCAACAGGGGGGAGAUGAGAUCGACCGGGCUGAUGGGGCAGCCAUUAUCAAUGUAGGGGGUAUCAAAUACCGCAUCCCCUGGUCAACGCUGGAGGAGUUUCCCUUAUCAAGGCUGGGAAAGCUGCGCAGCUGCAGCAAUGAGGCCGAGAUCAUGGACGUGUGUGACGACUACGACUGUAGCCGCAAUGAGUAUUUCUUUGACCGAAGUCCGUCGGCCUUCCGCACCAUCGUCACUUUCUUGGCGGCAGGAAAGCUGCGGCUCCUGAGGGAGAUGUGCGCCAUGUCCUUCCAGGAGGAACUGCUGUACUGGGGGGUGGAGGAGAAAAGCCUUGACUGGUGCUGUCUCAGGAAGCUGCGGCUCAGGCAGGAGGAGUACAAGGAGCAGCAGAGGCUGGAGGAGGAGGACACCGAGCUCACAUCGCCGCAGUCCUGUGAGGAGAGCCAGCAACCUCCCGAAGCAUGGGCUCAGGAAGAAACUCAUACGGGGGGCUGCAUGCACAGACUGAGGGACAUGGUGGAGAACCCCCACUCUGGCAUCCCAGGGAAGAUCUUCGCCUGUCUGUCAGUGAUAUUUGUAGCCAUCACUGCUGUGACGCUGUGUGUCAGCACCAUGCCUGACCUCAGGGAGGAGGAGGAGAGGGGUGAGUGCUCCCAGAGGUGCUAUAACAUUUUCGUGCUGGAGACAGUUUGCGUCGCCUGGUUCUCCCUGGAGUUCCUGCUGCGAUUCAUUCAGACGCAGAGCAAGUGCAUGUUCCUGCGCACGCCUCUAAAUGUCAUCGACGUGGUGGCCAUCCUCCCCUACUACAUCACGCUCAUCGUGGACUCUCUGUCGGUGGGAGGGAAACCUGUGGGGUCAGGGAACAACUACCUGGAGAAGGUGGGGUUAGUCCUCAGAGUCCUGCGAGCUCUGCGGAUCUUUUACGUGAUGAGGUUGGCCCGACAUUCCCUGGGUUUGCAGACCCUUGGUCUGACAGUGAGGAGGUGUACUCGUGAGUUCGGCCUGCUGCUGCUGUUCUUGUGUGUGGCCAUGGCCCUUUUCUCCCCACUGGUGUUUCUAGCCGAAAGUGAACUGGGUGCCAAACAGGAGUUCACCAGCAUCCCUGGGAGCUACUGGUGGGCAGUUAUCUCCAUGACCACGGUGGGCUACGGAGACAUGGUGCCCAGAAGCAUCCCUGGCCAGGUGGUAGCGCUCAGCAGCAUCCUGAGCGGCAUUCUCCUCAUGGCCUUUCCUGUCACGUCCAUCUUUCACACCUUUUCUCGCUCCUACCUGGAGCUGAAGGAGGAGCAGAGCCGCGCAUCAAGGCAGAAGCCAGACUCGCAGGAUAGCACCAAGUCCCAGAACAGCGAGGACUCUCAGGAGACGGACAGCUACCACGGCAUUGCGGAGGCCACCGCCUCAUCUGUGCAGCGGAGAAAGUCCUUGGCUGCUCACAGGGCUGCUGAGAUUAGAGCGUCUGUGAAAACCUAGCUUCUCUGACUGUCUGCCUAUAUGUUCAAGCUGCAGCCUGGGAGGAUGUGACACUCGGCUGGGACUUCAAAGAUGACAGCAGCGGGACUGGGAACCAGGAGAUUUUCUCCUCUGGAGCUUUAGGUCUCUGCUUUGAUCAGAGUUUCCUGAAGUUUACAGAGCUGCAGAGGUCUGACUUUAAAAGAUGGAAGAUGAUACAAUAUCCAUGAUUAAACAACUCAAGUUUAUGAUAUUGACAGACUGAUAGACAGUCUGGGCAAAAGGUAAAACUACUAAAACAUCACAUUCAGAUGUUAUUCACACCUCAUGCGUUUCUCAUGUAGCUGCCUUUGAGACGAUUGACUUAAAUAAAGGUGUUUGCUGAGAUUUCAGACAGGCAGUUAAUUAUCAUCUCCAUCCCCUCUGUAUUAUUUAUGGUAACACCAAAUAACUUGUAAAUUGUAUGUUGGACACUUAUAUAAGUCUGACAUGUACAUAAUGAUGUCAGCAUAUUUACUUGCAACCAAGGAGAAAAAAUGAACCAAAUGAACCAAUAACAGAACUGGUAUGUAUCUGGGCCUCAGGGCUCUGCAGUGUGCUGGGAAGUUCUGUUGAUUUGGAUGGUUGAUACCACUCUCAUCUGUCUCAUGAAAGCUCACAUACUCAUGCUUUAAAAUAAUUGUUUGCUAUUUUAUUUGUUGCAAAAAAUGAAGCUACUGCCAAGAUUAGUUUAUCUUAACAUAGCGUCGACAAAGCUCCUCACACCGAGAAAUAAUCUAACACUGUCCUUUUUACACAAGUGAAAGUACCGUUGAGAGUGGUUUCAAUUUUCUAAUUAUGAAAAUAAUCGUAUUUCCCAAAAUGUCAGCCUACAACAUAAGACAUAUGACUAUAUACAACUAGCAUUAUUCACAGUGUUAAUGUUUUCAGGAUUUGGUUUUGAAUGACAGUUCAUCCUGUGGAAUAUUAGUUAAAAAAAACAUUUAACCAUACUUUACAGUUUUCAACAGCUCAUGUAGUUUACUCAGUUUAGAGUUUGGUUGUUACCUUGCUAAAGAUGCAAAGCAAUGGUCAAAACUGUUCUAACAUCUGGUAUUGUUAUUGAUAUAUAAUUGGGUAAGUUGGUCAUAGAAGAUGAAUGGUAAGGAUUUUGAUUACCCCUCACGUUUGUGUAUCCAUCUGUCCAUUAUUGGUCUUUUUGGGUCACGUACACCACGAAGGCUCAACCAAAAUAAACUGUCUGAUCUAUAGAGGCUCGUCUGUCGACACCAGCUCGUCUGUCCCUUAUUGCUGUUGCCUAACAAUAGAUCUAAAGUUACGUGCUGUUAGCUUUUUGGUUGAGUUGAAGCUUGAUACCUAAGCAGUGGAAUCUCUUGCCAGCACCAUUACCUCUGAAAACGGUUCGUCACUAAAGUGCAAUGAAUCGUUGGAUAGGGUCAAGAACGAUCCACCCGUGGAUAAAAGGAUGUAUUUGUUGGCAGCAUUUGAAGGAGCCUUGGAAAUGGGACAGCCUCGUCAGGCCGCUGUUACGCAAUUGGUCUACAAAAUGCUACCUCCAAAGCAUGUAGCCCUCGAAUUGAGACACAAUUUAUACCACUUAUCCUUUAAGGGUCGUGGGGGGGUUAGAGUUAGGGUUUUCUAAAUUCCCAGAAUAGCACAUUCGAAAAUCAAUCCAUGUGAGAAGUGGAGACGACAUUAUGUUGGUGCCUCUCCUCUCAUUGCAUUUGGGCUGAAUUCAGAGUAGCCUAUUCCUUUAUUUAGUAUUUAAGUCAGAGAAAUUAACACUUACCACAAGGUUGAUUCUCUUCAAAGAGGCUGACUGGUUGGAAAUAUUAUACAUGCUCCUUAGGGCAAUGAAAAUAACAGACAUGAAAGGCUGAAGUCUAAACCCAUUUCAGGUGUUGCAAAUAACUUUUACAUUAUUUCCUCAUACAACUGCAAAUACAGCACUUCAUUUUCCUUGACUUGAGGGCUCUGCACUUAGAAGUGACACAUUAAAAAGCCAUUUCCUUAAAUUGUUGUCAAGUUGGAACCAAUCAAAAGUCGUGAGUGCCUGAGAGUGCAAAUUAGGUUCAGAUAUUUUUAAAAUGCCGCACAGAUUGUGAGGACCUGUAUAGCGUGCCAACUCUGAAUCGCAGUCACUGGAUUAACUGAAUGAUUUAAAAGCAUGAAAAUAUUAAACAGAACACUCCACUAUCUAACUAUUAUAUUUAGGUUUUAAUGAAGUAUUGUUUUGAUGAGUAGUGAAUGGUGCGGAGAGACAUAAUUUGA